AUGAGCUUUAGCGUUACCAAAGAAGAGGCCGAGGCUGCCGCCGCCAACAGCCCUGAUAUCGAACUAAGAGAACAAGAUCGUUGGCUUCCUAUAGCCAAUGUGGCCAGACUUAUGAAAUACACAUUACCUGCAACAGCCAAGGUCAGUAAAGACGCCAAAGAAUGUAUGCAAGAGUGUGUUUCUGAGUUUAUUUCAUUCAUAACAAGUGAAGCCAGCGACAAGUGUCUUAGGGAUAAAAGAAAGACCAUCAAUGGUGAAGAUAUUCUCUAUUCGAUGCACGAUUUGGGAUUUGAAAAUUAUGCCGAAGUACUCAAGAUCUACUUGGCCAAGUACAGAGAGCAGCAGGCGCUCAAACAAGAACGAGGUGAGACCAAGGUUUCGAAAAAGCAGGCAAAGAAGAAGGAAGCACUGCUACAAGAGGAGGAUGUUUUCUUGAAAGCGGAGCACGACGGUGGUGAACAGCAACAAGUCGAACAUGGUGAGCAUAUCAAUAAUGAAGACGAGGUGAAAAAUGGCGAUAACCAUGAUCACGAACAGGAUCCUUCAAGCUUACCGCCACUCGAAUACGACGGCCAAGACAAAAAUGGACAUUCUCCGGAUUAUUUCCAUCAAUACAAUGCUGGCGAAAACGGCCAGCCCGACGAACAUAAUGACAUGAACUUAAAAGACGGUCUAGAAGUUGACGUCAACCUAGAUCACGGUCCCGAAAUUGACAUAGGAGAUGAAAGGUAUGAUGGCUUCAUCAACGGUCAGGAAGAUGGCUUACAUGACGAUUCCAAAGAAAAUGGGAAGACCCACGGUCGUACCGACAGCGGCAGUGAAGACUUGAGCAAACUAGCUGGACACGACGAUAUUAAUCUUUCGAUGGCUGAUCGGGACUAUUAUUGA
Messenger RNA from Candidozyma haemuli, 888 nucleotides. RefSeq names its product Hap31p (gene HAP31). The coding region runs from base 1 to 888 and encodes 295 amino acids. Gene Ontology annotation, cellular component: nucleus; CCAAT-binding factor complex. The record is from RefSeq and is a predicted model, not a curated record. Gene Ontology annotation, biological process: regulation of transcription by RNA polymerase II. The transcript has a single exon. Lineage: Eukaryota; Fungi; Ascomycota; Pichiomycetes; Serinales; Metschnikowiaceae. Gene Ontology annotation, molecular function: RNA polymerase II cis-regulatory region sequence-specific DNA binding; DNA-binding transcription activator activity, RNA polymerase II-specific; protein heterodimerization activity.